AUGGCCGGGAUACACUACUAUUAGGACUGCGUAUUUGGACAAACCGUUCCAGGAACAGGCCUACUUUCAAAUUCAACGCAGCUGCCAAGCCUCAAUAAUACUGCGCCGCUGAUCGUGGCACUGGCUCCUGAAAGACCACGUUCUGGGACGCUUGAUGAUGUUCAUGAGCUUGUUUGUCAUAGACUGGCUGCCUUGACCUUCCCAUACUUCAGCUGGUAUUCUACAGCCCUUCAGGCCGACAAGGAAGGUUUGAAUUUUGAGAUGGUAUUCUGGUUAUGAUAGCUGCGUGUAUUGACGUGGGAGCUGCGCGCUAUUCGACAGGGUUCUGAGCUACUUGCAAGGCCGAGUAGUCAUCACUUUUACAUUCUUCGUGGGCCGGCCAUCCAGUAGAUAUAAAAAGCGCUCCUGACGGCCUGCUUCGUUUCCAUUGUCAUAUACUAGGUUGACCAAAUUGUGGUCAGCAAUGGGCACAAUUAUUCUCCUGGUGUGUGUUGUCGUAUUCAUCGUUGGCUCACUGGCAUGGAAGCUCCUAUCCUUCAUUAUCGGGUCGUACUUGUCACCGUUGCGAUCCUUGCCUGGUCCUCCCAGUCCAAGCUGGUUCUACGGUCACUUUCAGACAAUGUUAGCGUCCGAGACUUCCGUUCCGCAGGAACAGUGGGUGGAAAAUAUGGUAACAAUAUCACUUAUAUUGAACUCUUCAACCUUAAUCGCCUGUGGACAGUGGAUACGCGAGCUCUCAAUCAUAUUCUCACUCAUUCGACCGACUUCCAGAAGACCACGAUCACUCGGCGGAUGAUCACUCAAUUUGUUGGUGCUGGGAUCCUUGCUACAGAAGGCGAGCAGCAUAGACAGCAGCGUAGGGUCAUGAACCCUGCUUUUGGGCCAGCUCAAAUCCGGGAGUUGACACCUAUCUUCAUCAACAAAGCAAUUCAACUUCGCGAUAUCUGGUUGUCUGAGAUUUCUCAAAACAAUGGAUGCAAGCGAAUCGACAUCUUGAAUUGGUUAAGUCGAGUAACACUCGACAUCAUAGGUCUAGCCGGGUUUGAUUACGAGUUCAGAAACCUAGAGACUGGUCAACUCAACGAGCUGAGUGAAGCGUUCAAAGUCAUUUUCAACGGUAAUUCACGGGCACGAAUAAUCACCCUCCUGAGAGAGUUCAUCCCUAUACUGAGCAUCAUUCCUACUGAACACAGUAGACGUGUGGGCGAAGCGAAACGUGUCAUGCAUCGUAUAGACAUUGUGAAGUGCAGGGAUCUUGAGGGCAGGGAUCUUCUGACUUUACUCCUCAAAGCUAACAUGGCUACGGACAUUCCGGCUAAUCAGAAAUUGAGUGAAGAAGAUGUACUGGCUCAGAUUCCGACAUUCCUUGUAGCCGGCCAUGAAACGACGUCAACCGCGGUGACUUGGUGUCUUUACGCUCUGACUCAAGCUCCCGAAGUCCAACAGAAACUUCGUGAAGAGCUCCUCUCCGUUCCCACCGAGACACCGACCAUAGACGAGCUUAAUUCCCUGUCGUAUCUCGAAAUCGUUGUCAGGGAGACACUACGUCUCUAUGCUCCUGUGCCCACAAUCGUACGACAGGCCAUGAAGGACGAUGUGAUUCCUGUUGGUGAACCAUACACAGACCGGUUUGGUGAAGUGAGGGACGAGAUCCGCAUUCGGAAGGGCGAUGUGAUCAUGGUGCCCAUUCUUGCUAUGAAUCGUUCAACCAAGCUCUGGGGCUCAGACGCUCACCAAUUCAAGCCAGAGCGAUGGGAGAAGCCCCCAGAAUGUGUUACAAAUAUUCCCGGUGUUUGGGGGCACCUCAUGACUUUCUUGGGCGGACCUCGUGCUUGUAUUGGAUACCGUUUCUCUCUCGUUGAGAUGAAGGCGAUACUAUUCACAUUCGUCCGCGCAUUUGAAUUUGAGCAUGCAGUUCAGCCAGAAUCCAUCAUCAGGAAGAACACUUCCAUUCCACGACCUUAUGUUUCCACUGAACCGGAGAAAGGAGACCAGAUGCCGUUGCUUGUGAAACCAUACCGUGUUUCGUAGCCGACUUCUGAUACCAUUCACAUUGGCGGAUUAGGCUUGUUGGUGCCGACUCUUGUUAGAAAAUCGAAUAGGAAGUAUUGUGUACAAGAUCAUAUUUUCGAUGGACUGUAUGUUUGCAAUUGGGAUAGAUACAUAAGUGGUUGAUGCCAUGCUGA
This is a messenger RNA of Somion occarium, 2186 nucleotides long. Lineage: Eukaryota; Fungi; Basidiomycota; Agaricomycetes; Polyporales; Cerrenaceae. The record is from the annotation of a GenBank genome assembly.